AUGAUACAGAUCUGGAGUACGGGUAUACAUGAUACAGAUCUGGAGUACGGGAACACAGAGCGAAAGCCUUUCUCUACCUCCCAACAAGUUUUCACUGUUUCCUCCACAGUGUCUCUAAGUGUCGUGCUGCUGGGUAAAACUGGUUCUGGAAAGAGUGCCUCAGCAAACACCAUCCUGGGGAGGAAAGCUUUUAAAGAGGCUGUCUCAUUUGAAUCUGUGACUGAAAAAUGCAGUAAUCAACAUAUUGUAGUGGAUGGUAGACACAUUACAGUGAUUGAUACACCAGGAUUAUUUGGUACAGAACAGCCUACAGAAGAGCUGAAUGGUGAGCUGGAGAAGGGUGUUGAGAUGUCUGUCCCUGGGCCUCAUGCGUUCCUGCUGGUGAUCAGUUUAGCCGUGAGGUUCACAGAGGAGGAGAGGAAUGCUGUGAAGUUGAUCCAGGAUAACUUUGGUGAGGGGGCGCUGAAGUACACUAUAGUGCUCCUCACUCAUGGGGAUGUGCUGGAGGGGACACCAGUGUCAGAUUUUCUGCUCAAAAAUCAUGUUCUCUCAUCUCUUACUAGACAUUGUGGAGAUAGAUAUCACGUCUUCAACAAUAAGAGUAAAGACAGCACUCAGGUCAGAAAGCUAAUGGAGAAAAUUGAGGCCAUGGUGAAGAAGAAUGGGGGAGCAAACUACACCAGUGAGAUGUACAAGGAGGGAACCAAAGAAGCAUACACAUCAGGGAACCAGUAUUACCAGGUGAUAAGGGAAUACAUUCGGGCUGAACGAACCUCCACAAUGAGCGGAAUCUCAGAUGUCUUGAUAAAGAAGCUGGACCGUCUUGACACGGACAGCUUCAAAAGGUUCAAGAACUACCUUGAUGGCGAACGCAAAAUCCCCACCAAGAAGUUGGAGAAGGCUGAAGUAUCCAAUGUAGUGACCUUGAUGGUGGAUGCCUACGGUGAGAGCGACUGCGGCAGUGUCGUGUCGGACAUCUUGAAAAAGAUGAACAAGAUACAGUUGGCCAUGGAAGUGGAUAAGGAACUGCCAUCAGAGUUGGACCAUCAGGAUGGUUGA
Molecule: messenger RNA, 1059 nt
Organism: Clupea harengus (Atlantic herring)
Lineage: Eukaryota; Metazoa; Chordata; Actinopteri; Clupeiformes; Clupeidae
Product: GTPase IMAP family member 9-like
Exons: 6
Coding region: 1-1059 (352 amino acids)
Molecular function (GO): GTP binding
Source: RefSeq, a predicted model, not a curated record